AGCUGCAGCCCGCCGGCUCGCCAGUGCAGCCGCGAUGCCCCGGAGCCCGAGCCCGACCCCGGCCCGGGUCCCCGGCCCACCGCGUAUUUAGCCUCGUGCGUCCCGAGCGCGCCACCGCCAACGCCGCGCCCCGACGCAGCUAUGGGCAACACUGUGCACAGGACCCUGCCAGACUCGAGCCCGCCGGCGCGCCUCCUGGCCACCCGGCCUUGCUGCGGCCCCGGCCCGGAGCGGCGCCCGGUCCUGGGCGAAGCGCCGCGUUUCCAUGCCCAGGCCAAGGGCAAGAACGUGCGGCUGGACGGCCACUCGCGCCGGGCCACGCGGCGCAACAGCUUCUGCAACGGGGUCACGUUCACGCAGCGGCCCAUCCGGCUAUACGAGCAGGUGCGCCUGCGCCUGGUGGCCGUGCGCCCGGGCUGGAGCGGGGCGCUGCGCUUCGGCUUCACGGCGCACGACCCAUCGCUCAUGAGCGCCCAGGACAUCCCCAAGUACGCCUGUCCCGACCUGGUCACGCGGCCCGGCUACUGGGCCAAGGCGCUGCCGGAGAACCUGGCGCUGCGCGACACUGUGCUGGCCUACUGGGCGGACCGCCACGGCCGUGUCUUCUACAGCGUCAACGACGGCGAGCCCGUGCUCUUCCACUGCGGUGUGGCCGUGAGCGGCCCUCUCUGGGCGCUCAUCGACGUCUACGGCAUCACCGACGAGGUGCAGCUCCUCGAGAGCGGGUUCGCCGACACGCUGACGCCUGCGCGCCUCGGCCAGGCCCGCUUCAGCGCCUGCCUGCCGCCCAGCAGCCACGACGCGGCUAACUUCGACAACAACGAGCUCGAGAACAACCAGGUGGUGGCCAAGCUGGGCCACCUGGCGCUGGGCCGCGCCCCGGGCCCGCCGCUCGCCGACCACGCGGCCGCAGCCAUCCCGUGCGGGCCCCGCGAGCGCCCGCGGCCCUCGUCGUCGCCGGCGCUGCUAGAAGCCGACCUGCGCUUCCACGCGACGCGCGGGCCCGACGUGAGCCUGUCGCUCGACCGCAAGGUGGCCUGCGCGCCGCGGCCCGAUGGCGGUCGCACGCUUGUCUUCUCCGAGCGCCCGCUGCGGCCCGGCGAGAGCCUCUUCGUGGAGGUGGGCCGCCCGGGGCUGGCGGCGCCCAGCGCGCUGGCCUUCGGCAUCACGUCAUGCGACCCGGGCGGGCUCCGCGCCGCCGAGCUGCCCACCGACCCCUACGCGCUGCUCGACCGCAAAGAGUACUGGGUGGUGGCGCGCGCCGGGCCCGUACCGAGCGGGGGCGACGCGCUCAGCUUCACUCUGCGGCCCGGCGGCGACGUGCUCCUGGGCGUCAACGGGCGCCCGCGCGACCGCCUGCUGUGCGUCGACACCACGCAGGCGCUCUGGGCCUUCUUCGCCGUGAGCGGCGGCGCCGCAGGCCAGCUGCGCCUCCUCGGCACCCUGCAGUCCAGCCCUGCGACCACAUCCCCAUCAGGAUCUCUCAGCGGCUCCCAGGACGAUAGCGAUUCCGAUAUGGCCUUCAGUGUCAACCAGUCCUCCUCGGCAUCUGAAUCAUCCCUGGUGACGGCCCCCAGCUCCCCACUGAGCCCACCAGUGUCCCCCGUGUUCGCCCCACCGGAGCUGGCGGGCAGCAAGAACAGCGAGUGCGCGGUGUGCUUCGAUGGCGAAGUGGACACAGUCAUCUACACGUGUGGACACAUGUGCCUGUGCCACGGCUGCGGCCUGCGGCUCAAGAGGCAGGCCCGGGCCUGCUGCCCCAUCUGCCGGCGGCCCAUCAAGGACGUCAUUAAGAUCUACAGGCCGUAGCCUGGCCCGCCGACGGCCUUGACCAGAGCAAGGUCACCUUUCUGAAGCCCACCCCCACCCCGGGCCGGGCGACCACCAUGGCUGCCGGGGAGUCCAAGGGCAGCAGCUAUCUUGCCUGCCGCUCUCCAGUGGUGGGCAAGGCGUGACAGUCGUGGACACGAGGCCCCCGGGGGUCUCAGUCCAAGCAAGAGUUGCUUCUGGCUCGAAAUUGCUUUGCCCCCAAAAGGCCGUCCCAAGAGCAAGCUCAGGAACUGCCUGGCAGACUGCCCUGUCCCCCGGUGACCUCUCAGCUGAGAAAUGGCGUCCUCUGUGCAAUGCCUUUUGCUGGGGUUGGGUUGAGUGUGUGUGAGAGAGGGGGAGGGGAGGGAGGGAGACAGUC
Eubalaena glacialis (North Atlantic right whale) is the source of this 2188-nucleotide messenger RNA. It is a transcript of the gene NEURL1B, whose product is annotated as neuralized E3 ubiquitin protein ligase 1B. Bases 142 to 1809 code for a protein of 555 amino acids. Lineage: Eukaryota; Metazoa; Chordata; Mammalia; Artiodactyla; Balaenidae. The record is from RefSeq and is a predicted model, not a curated record. Gene Ontology annotation, molecular function: ubiquitin protein ligase activity. Gene Ontology annotation, cellular component: early endosome. Gene Ontology annotation, biological process: ubiquitin-dependent endocytosis. The transcript has 5 exons.